Messenger RNA from Cucurbita moschata (crookneck pumpkin), 1407 nucleotides. RefSeq names its product dof zinc finger protein 2-like. Gene Ontology annotation, molecular function: DNA-binding transcription factor activity; DNA binding. Gene Ontology annotation, biological process: regulation of DNA-templated transcription. The record is from RefSeq and is a predicted model, not a curated record. NCBI's taxonomy places the organism in Eukaryota, Viridiplantae, Streptophyta, Magnoliopsida, Cucurbitales, Cucurbitaceae. The transcript has a single exon. Bases 240 to 1235 code for a protein of 331 amino acids.
UUGUUUCUAUAUAAUAUCCUAUAUAUUUAACUCUUUAUCCUCUUUCCACUCCCAAAAUUCCUCCAUUUCUUCUCUCUCUCACACUCAAAAACAUUGAUCCAACAAAACCCACUUUCUUUAUCUUUUUUCCACUAACUAAAAAGACCCAUUUCCAUUUCCUCUUGCCUUUUCUUUUCUUUUGAUUUUGGAUUGUUCUGAAAUCCAAAAGAAAAAAAACCCAAAAAAAAAAAGAAGAUACAAUGAUCCAAGAACUAUUUGGUGUUUCAGGGCUUUUAGCUGCAGCUGGAGACACCAAAAUCUCCACCACUAAUGCUUCUUCUAUUCUUGAUUCUUCUUCUUCUUCCCCUUCUACUUCCCUCUCUGCCGUCGCCGCCACUGCGACCACUGCCGCCGGCGCUGCCACCACGUCAGCAACCUCCUCAAAUUCUGAAGCUCAAAACUUGCGGUGCCCCAGAUGCGAUUCUGCAAACACCAAAUUUUGUUACUACAACAACUACAAUCUUACUCAACCUCGCCACUUCUGUAAGACAUGUCGUCGUUAUUGGACCAAAGGUGGGGCCCUCAGGAAUGUUCCCAUUGGUGGUGGGUGUCGGAAGAACAAGAGCGCGGCUGUGGUCGGGAAAUCAGCGGCUGGAAAGAUGAAAACUUUGUCGUCUGAGAUAUUGGGCCGGGUCGGAUUCGGAACUGGGUCGGCGUUGGAUCAUGAAAUAAUGUCGCCCACGCAAAUUCUGUGGGGUUCGCCGCAGAAUUCUCACCUUUUGUCUAUUUUGAGAUCCGCCACCCAAAACCAAAACCCUAACCCUAAUAACCUCGUCGGUUCCCACGUCAGCAACGACCCACCGGGGACGGCAGCUGCCACUGCCACGGCGACGCCGUUUCAUGCUAGGACGAUGGGUUUCGAUCCGGCCACUCAUAUUUCUUCUCUGGGGCUCUGCAGCUCUUACUGGAGGAAAAAUCAGAGCCAAGUUCAUCCCCAACAAAAUGGGAUUCCCCACGGCGGUGGAGAUCAGGUCCAGGGCGGCGCCGGAGGGAUCCAGGAGCUGUAUCAAAAGCUUAAGUCUUCAUCGAGCAAUUAUUUCAGCAACGGGCAGCAGGGAUCGGUGGGAGUAACGAAUGGGGGUACGGCAGCGAUGUUGGAGGCAGCUCCGGUGGGCGGCGGCGAAACAACAGGUUACUGGAAUCCAGCCUUUUCUUGGUCAGAUGUUCAUGCUAGUGCUAAUGAAGCAUAUCCUUGAACUAAAAAAAGGAACAAAAAAAAAAGGAGUGUGUUUUAUUUUCCCCUAAUUUGGCUAUUUGUGUUUUCCAUAUUAGGAUUUAUUUUUGUGUGUGUUUUUGUGCUUGGGUUUGUGGUGUAUCAAAUGAAUGCCUUAUUUAGCAUCAAUGUUUAAAUUAAAUUAACUCCAUCCA